ACAAAAUUGCUAUUUUUAACUUUUGACGUCAUUUUUCUAAAUAUUGCGCUCAAAAAUACUAGACGUUUUCACUUUUUUUCACGAAUUAAUUAAUUCUUUUGUUGUAAAAAUAAAAUUCGUAGAAAUAGCGACGAAUCAUCUGCAUGAUUUGCAUUUAAAUGCAAUCAAUAAAAGGAGACUUCAGUGGACAAAUAAAAGAGAGUGGGAGAAUAAUAACCAGACGAAGUGCGAGCGAUCAAAGUGGGGUGGAACGAAAGAAGAGUGCUUAUAUGAGCCGCGCUCAUUCUGUCGCAAGUUAUUAGCAAGUUAUGCAAAUACCGAUGGUAGAAGAAGCAUCAUCCUUCGAAGCGAAUUGUAAUGUGAACAGAAUGACAUCGGGAUCGUCGUUUACGAACAUGGAGUGUCUUCUGUGAGUUUUCCUUGAGACUGUGAUGCCGACAGGUGAGAUUGAAGCGUGAUUGUUGCUAGGCAUUCAUAUUCAGCAAUCGGAAUCGGUAAAAUUACGUUCCAGGGAAGAACGAAGAGACAAACGUCGUCUUUGCAAAAGGAAGGUGCAACGUGUGCGCUGUCUUGCAAAAUGUGCCACGCCAAUUCGCGCCGGCAUCGAUGAUACAGUGUGCACACGCAAGAUUCUUGAAUCGACGUGACCGGCACGUCACGUCGCGUUCGCAUUCGCACUUCCGGGGCGACAGCAUCGCGAAGGCAGCAUGAAGCUCGAUCUCUUCGUCAUGUGCGUCUCGAUUCUGCCAGUAAUAUUGAUUACCUUAACUUGUGAGAUAAAUGCCGUUCCGACAGACAACGUAAAACUAAUCGAAAAUGGAAGUGAUUACGCUCAAGUUCUAGAGCUAUCCUUAUUAUUUUACGAGGCGCAGCGUUCUGGUAAGCUGCCAAAGGACAACAGAAUCCCAUGGAGAGGUGAUUCUGGAUUGAACGACCGUGGCUCAAACGGCGAGGAUUUAACCGGAGGAUAUUACGAUGCCGGUGACUUUGUUAAGUUCGGCUUUACAAUGGCUUCUGCGAUGACGGUUUUAGCCUGGGGAGUAGACAGCUGGCCGCAGGCAUAUAGAGCUGCCGGUCAAUUAGACGAAGUUCGUAAAGCCAUCAAAUGGGCUAGCGACUACUUCAUCAAAUGUCAUGUAAGUGAGAACGUGCUGUACGGCCAAGUGGGCGAUUUCUCCAUUGAUCAUACCUUUUGGGGAAGACCCGAAGACCUAAACACCAGCAGACCAGCUUACAAGAUCGAUCCGGAGCAUCCUGGUUCCGAUCUCGCCGGCGAAACAGCGGCCGCUCUCGCAGCUUCGAGCAUCGUCUUCAGAAGCAUCGAUCCUGCGUACAGUGCCGAGUGUCUCAAACACGCGAUGGAACUGUAUAAAUUUGCCGACGCUUAUCGCGGUCUUUAUCAUGAAGCGAUACGUGGUACCGAGUUAUAUUACGAAAGUACAGAUUACGGUGAUGAGCUGGUAUGGGCCGCUGCCUGGCUCUUCAAGGCGACUGAGGACCCCAAGUAUCUCGAUGCGGCUGAACGACACUAUCAGCAAUUUCAUCUCGAGAAGCGACCAAAUGAAUUUUUCUACAACAAGAAACUCGCCGGUAUUCAGGUGCUGCUAGCUCAACUGACAGGACAAUCCGAGUAUCAGAAUGCCACACGCACGUUUUGCAACUUCUCGGUGCGCGAACAGAAACGUACACCAAAGGGUCUUUUGUACAUCGACAAAUUCGGUACUCUUUGUCAUGCCGCUAAUGUGGCUUUUAUCUGUUUGGAAGCGGCGGAUUAUUCAGAAAAUUCUGAUGACUCGCAAGAAUAUCGUCAAUUUGCCAAGGAACAAAUCGAUUAUAUGCUGGGUGGCGCAGGAAGAAGUUACGUAGUCGGAUACGGCAAGAAUCCACCGACACAGCCGUACCAUGCCGCAGCUUCUUGUCCUGAUAGACCAGCGUCCUGCGGAUGGCCAGAUUAUGGCAAAGACGCGCCAAAUCCACAGAUUCUCUACGGCGCGCUAGUUUCUGGACCAGAUGAGGCUGACAAAUUUCAAGAUCGUCGAGAAGAAUACAUCUACACAGAAGUUACGUUGGACUACAACGCUGGUUUUACUGGCGCGCUUGCCGGACUGCUACAAUUGCAAUUAAAAAACGCCGCUUAAGAAUUAUUAGAGGAAAAUUAAAUUGUUGCUGUUAUAAUCAGUUCUUUUCAAUUCGAUUUGCGUAAAAAUACAAAGCCAGUCUUGUUGUACAUAAAUUUGGCAUGUGACACGACCGUGUCUUUUAAUUUUAUGUAAAAUUUUCGUGUAAAAAUUGCACGAGGUUCUCGCUGAUCCUUUGCAGAACAUCUGCUAAUAUGUAAAAAUGUUACGUAUUAACUUAAUUUUACGUGACUUAUUAUAAUUUUACAUUACGCAGAAAGUCAGUUUUGUGUAAAUAAUGUUAUUAUAUAUAUAUAUUGUAAAACUCUCUACAAGGCUGCACACACAAUAAAGCUAACUGUAAGCGUAUUUCAUUAUUAUUUCGACAUGUAUAUAAGUUUAUUUUUUAAUAUGACUAAUUUUAAUAUUGUAAAUUUAGAGUUAACUGUAGAAGUUAAAUUAGAAUUCCUGAACUUACAUAAUUUUGAACGUAAGUAUAUGAUUCGCAAAAUUUUA
This is a messenger RNA of Linepithema humile (Argentine ant), 2633 nucleotides long. RefSeq names its product endoglucanase E-4-like. NCBI's taxonomy places the organism in Eukaryota, Metazoa, Arthropoda, Insecta, Hymenoptera, Formicidae. The record is from RefSeq and is a predicted model, not a curated record. Gene Ontology annotation, molecular function: hydrolase activity, hydrolyzing O-glycosyl compounds. Gene Ontology annotation, biological process: carbohydrate metabolic process.